This is a messenger RNA of Triticum aestivum (bread wheat), 870 nucleotides long. RefSeq names its product glycerol-3-phosphate acyltransferase 1-like. Gene Ontology annotation, biological process: cutin biosynthetic process. Gene Ontology annotation, cellular component: membrane. The annotation marks the transcript as partial. The record is from RefSeq and is a predicted model, not a curated record. The transcript has a single exon. Gene Ontology annotation, molecular function: phosphatase activity; glycerol-3-phosphate 2-O-acyltransferase activity. NCBI's taxonomy places the organism in Eukaryota, Viridiplantae, Streptophyta, Magnoliopsida, Poales, Poaceae.
UUACUGAAGGAACUUUAUGUGGUGAGCACGGAGUGCGCCAAGACUGCCCAGCUGCCACGGGAGAGGUACCCAAGGCCGCUCAUCUUCCAUGACGGCCGCCUCGCCUUCCUCCCUACCUCAUCCGCCAUGCAUGCAUUCUUCCUCUUUCUGCCACUCGGCCUCGUCCUCUCCGUCAUCCGCAUCUCCAUCGGCAUCAUCUUGCCCUACAAGAUCAGCUUUGCAGCUAGCGCAUUCUUUGGAAUCCGUUUCCGCACCUCUGGGUGUCCCUCCACAGGGGCCGGCGCCAAGCCAAGGGGAGUCUUGUUCGUGUGUGCACACCGGACGUUGGUCCACGGAGUCAUGCUCGCUGGGGCACUACAGAAGCCUGUGUCCACUGUGACAUAUAGUCUAAGCCGUCUCUCAGAGAUUUUGGCGCCUAUGAAAACAGUGCGGUUGACCCGCGAUCGCGACCUAGAUGCCAAAGCCAUAUCUCAACUACUAGAGCAAGGGGACCGCGCGGUCUGCCCCGAGGGCACGACCUGUCGCGAGCCUUACCUGCUGCGCUUCAGCCCGCUUUUCGCUGAGCUGGCCGACGACAUGGUGCCCGUGGCACUGGACGCGCAAGUGACAUUAUUGUAUGGCACAACGACGAGCGGACGCAAGUGGCUCGACCCCAUAGCGUUCUUGGCCAACCCAGCCCCCUCAUACCGGGUGGAGUUCCUGGGCCCUGUACCACGGGAUCAGACGCGCGCCGGGGGAAGGACCGGUGUUGAGGUGGCAAACUGGGUCCAACAUCGGCUCGGUGAGGCGCUCGGUUUUGAAUGCACCGGGCUUCGCCGCCGCGACAAGUACAUGAUGCUCGCUGGCAACGACGGUGUGGUCUCCAAUUAG